Messenger RNA from Anopheles funestus (African malaria mosquito), 6742 nucleotides. Its product is annotated as forkhead box protein K1-like. The transcript has 6 exons. Gene Ontology annotation, molecular function: protein binding; DNA-binding transcription factor activity, RNA polymerase II-specific; RNA polymerase II cis-regulatory region sequence-specific DNA binding. The record is from RefSeq and is a predicted model, not a curated record. NCBI's taxonomy places the organism in Eukaryota, Metazoa, Arthropoda, Insecta, Diptera, Culicidae. Gene Ontology annotation, biological process: regulation of transcription by RNA polymerase II. The coding region runs from base 2044 to 4014 and encodes 656 amino acids.
UUCGAAUGUGUAUCUUACCUUAUGUGUGUGUGUUUGUGUGAACAUUAUUUGGUGCUCAAAUCAAUGAUUUAAAAAAUCGUCCGUUCAAUUACCAAUUAUAUUUGUUUUGAAAUUUGCAGUUUUUUUUACAAAUCAUUUUCCGUAAUACAUGUGAUUUUUAGUGAAAAAUAUGUAUAGCGGUUAAAAUUGUAAAAAAUAACACGUACAGUAGUGAUUGCUUGUGGUGGUUCUUUGCUUAAAGUUUGGUUGGUAUGUUCUAGAGUGUAGAUAUGUUAAAUAUACAAGCCGGUGGGCUCGGAUGCAGUACACGAGAUCUUUUGAGCCGGCCCGGAAAAAAAUAGCGGGAACUUAAUUUGUUGCACAAAUCAACCAAAAACUAAAUUAUGACCAGAUAAACGUUUGUAAUGCGAAUAGCUAGCUUUUUUUAAACAACACUGUAAUGUUGUUAACACAUCAUAAUGGUAUAAGAGACGAAAUUGAAAAAUCUGCAGCACGAUCGAGGGUCAUACUUUCCGUGUUGCGCCCUAGUUUGGAGUUGUGUGCGUUUUGCUCAAUAAUCAAAUACGAUAUUUACAGAUUCUAUUAUGUAUACGUUUAUGUAUGUGCUAAUAGAAGGCGACAGAUUGCGUAGGAAAAACAACCAGAAGUGUAGAAACUUGGCGUAUUAGCUAAAUUUCAUUCCUAAAUUUGAUGGUUAGAAGAUAGCUACUGUAAUGUUUAAUUUAUUGAACAACGAAGGUUAUAAUGACGAAUAAUGUAACAACAAAAGUUUUGUUCUUAAUUACAAAAAAGGGUUGUUUUGCUAGUUAUGUAGGUAACAUUCACCUACAUUUUCAUUCAGAUGGCAUGAAAGACACAAAUACCUGCACCACCAUACUAGCGCAGUACGGCGUGCGUUUACACUGCCAUCGCUAGUACUUUACCGGUUUUUCCAUCGUUCAGCGCUGAGUUUAUGAAGAACGCAUUGGCCGAACAAGCGCUCUCAAAAUCAACGAGCAUUUUAUGUUCUGAUGCAAAUUAUUCGUGCCUCAUACAACUAUUGUCGAAGUGGGGAUAACGCACAGCCCUUGGUAACAGUGGAACAGCGGAAGAAGCAUGAAACAGUUUACAAUCGUUGGAUCAUGCAUGGCUUGAUUUCAGUUCCUUUAAUCGUUCACACAUACAUGUGCGUGAAGGCAACUGUUUCACCGUCAGCGAAGUGUUGAGUUCUAUGCUUGUCAAUUGUUUUUCUUUCCUUCCGUGUCUGGCAACCGCGUGGUGCGCGUUUUAAGAAAGCUUUGCCUGCUUAGUUUUGCUUGAUUGUUUACGGACUUUUGCUGUGAAAAUUAAAUGAUUCUACAAAGGAUUGUGGAAUGGUAGUAACAGUUGCACGUAACAGUAUCAGACAUUAGUUGAAGUAUUAUACAAUUUCGAUGAAAUGUUCUGCGUCCGGCAGUGAGUUGUGAUCGUGAAUACGCAUGAAUGUGGUACAGCCGUAAUAUGAUCGACCAGAGUUAUUGAAGUCCUUCCUCACCGAUCAAUAAUUAGAUGCUCCGGCCCUAACAGCCGCUUCGAUCAAGCAACACAGACUUCAGUUGUUGCUGAAGUGAAUUUGGACUGUGAGUUCAGCUGGAUAGGGUAGGACUGGUUGGUCUAUCCCAUCAAUCGUAAUUUUAUCAUAGAGCUAAAGAGGUUGUGUGUAUAUGUAUGUGUUUUAUGAGGAGGUACCAAAUUCUUGGGCAUUUUAACGUUUCGGAGAUAAUUUUAUAUUUUCCUGUUUCUGUAUAACAGUGUGCGUUUGAAUAGCAAAUACAUACUAUAUAAACAUCUAAAUCCCUAUUAGGUGCAAUACCUGUAGCGGUUCAAAGUGUUGGUAGAUAGUUUCCGGUGACGGUGUUAAAGGACGAUGCGAAACACUGGUUCCACGUCCUGGACUAUUUAUAUUGCACCGUACUGUUUAGCAAACAACAGCGACAAGUAGUGGUAUUGAGGAAUAAUAGCGUGUUGCUGCCUCUAUUACGAUUGUAGUGCAAAAGUGUGUGUGUUUGUGUGAGUGUUUCUACUAUGUCGAGCGCAACCCAGGACUGCAUACCGCCGCGCGGUAACCCAGAAAUGAAGAUUAUUAAGCAAGAAACACAACAAUCAAUCAGCCAAACCGAUCCAAACGAUUCUUCCUCCGGAAGCAACAGCAGCAGUGUUGCCCAACAUUUGGCCGGCGGCGCUGGCCAGGGCACUUCGUCCACCUAUCAAAAACCAGCCUCCUCAAGCAACAACCAUACAGCGAAUUCACAUCGCUCAAGACGCACGUCAACGUCUUCACCUGUGUCUUCGCCGUCGCCGACGCUACCGACAGCGUCGGCAAAACUAAGCAACGGUGCUGGCAAGACCACUUCGUCUUCCACGACCGUCUCUGCCAGUAUGGGAACAACCGGUACUGCUACUAGGGUGGUAUCUGCUCCCGCUCCCGCAACUAGCGGGGAGCCGAGUGGGAUAGGUUUAUCAGGUACUAACACGGCAAAUUAUCACAACUUCAUUGGACGACUUAUCAGCAAAGACAACAUGCUGCUAAUAAGCGAAGACGUGAUCGAAGUCGGCCGCAACUCGUCAAAGUCUCAGGUGGACUUCCAUGUUGGCAAGAACAGUUUCAUUUCCCGCAAGCACUUCAUCAUUCAGCACGAUAUGAAUGACGAGUUUACACUCUUCUGUUUGAGCAAGAAUGGUGUGUUCAUCGACAAUGUGUUUCAUCGAAAGAGCGGUGAGCCGUACAAACUACCAAAACUAUGCAGCAUUCGUUUUCCAAGUACAAACAUUAAGAUCCAGUUCGAAAACUUAAUCGAUCAGGCCAACAGUGGCAUACUGAUCGAUCUAAACGAACACACGCCAGUUAAAAUCGGUACCGGAGCGAUGGGUGGUAUUCCGUUGCACGCUGGUUCCAUAUCCAGCGCUUCGAUCGGUGGCAUGUCCCAGGGAGCCACCGGUGGCAGCAGCAGUGGUGUCAACCAUAGCAACGCGUUGGGUCUUGGUAGCAGCGGUGGCAGCCAGCACCACUACCAUAAUCGUGGUGGCAAAUCACCAUCUUCUAGUGUGAUUUAUGCGCCGCUAAAAAUUUCGAUUCCCUCCGAGCAUGGUGCUGCUGGUACUGUUGGUUUGCUCGGUGAUGUAUCGCGUGGUUCCGCUCGAAGUGGCACCGCUGGCGGUGGACGGGGCAGCGACAUGCACGGUAUAGGCGGUAGUGGUUAUCCAUCACCAACCGGUACCAUCAGUGCUGCAAACAGUUGCCCAACUAGUCCGCGACAAAACGUGCACGAAUUUGCCCAGUACAGCAGCAACCACCACCAUCAUCAGCACAGCGCCGCUAACGUAGUCAGCAACAACAACAACAAUAACUAUUCCGAAUUUCAAGCCCCGGCUACACAAUCAUUGGAAAGUGAUAAGCCACCGUACAGUUACGCGCAACUGAUCGUUCAAGCUAUCUCGGCAUCACCAGAAAAACAAUUGACGCUUUCGGGGAUUUAUUCAUUCAUUUCGAAAAAUUAUCCAUACUAUCGAACUGGUGCGAAUAAAGGAUGGCAGAAUUCUAUACGGCACAAUUUGAGCUUGAAUCGAUACUUCAUCAAGGUACCGCGAUCACAAGACGAACCUGGUAAAGGUAGUUUCUGGAGGAUAGAUCCCUCAAGUGAACUAAAGCUCAUCGAUCAAAGCUACAGAAAACGACGUCAACGUGGUUCGCAGUGCUUUCGUUCGCCGUUUGGCAUGCCUCGUUCGGCACCGGUUUCACCAAGCUACACCGACAACUCGCGUGAAGGUUCACCAAUUAACGAGGAGUUACUUAUGUCGGCUCCUGGUUCUCCCGGGCAAAAUAAUAGCGGCUAUUCUGCCAAUAAUCACGAUGGUUCUCAACAGUCUUCUUACCAGAACCAAUACACGGCAUACGCGAGUGCCGAGCAUCAACAGCAAGAGGUUUACGAGGAAGAUGAGCAGCUCGAAUAUGAAAGUGAUGAUUAUGAACCGGGAAGCAAACGUCAAAAGAUGUAACUUUCUUCUAUCUUAAAGAAAGUUUUCUAAACUGGUUCAACGCGCGAAUGUAUUUUGGCAAGAAAAAACACGUUGGUUGUUUUUUCUUUCGGUUCAGUGAAGCUCGUUAUUGUUUAUUCAUAUAUCUAUGCAUAUAAGAUCGCUCCCAACUAAAAACGGACAACUUGCAAUUUCAGCGUCGCGCAGCUUCAAUGCUUUUGUUUUCAAUCACACAUAGUAACAAUUGGUGAUUCUCUUUUAGCAUCCAGAUUCCAUAAAGCAGUCCUUCGUUUAAAUUACGUUGUCGAAAGGGACGGCAAAAUCGCGUUGCUAGUAAGUAAGCAAUCGUGUUCACAAUUGAUGGUUACAACAAAGCAUUGAAACUCGCUCGUCGACAAAAUUUUAAGUUAUCCCAUUUUGUGUGGCAGCGGCUCUAUGUGUAAUUUUCAAUGCACACGAUAUGGAACCUAUGAGUGUUCCAACAUAAUUCACAUUAGCUUGUAAAAUAAAAGGAAAAGAGAAGAAAAGUAGUAAUUUACUUUGUGGGUAUGCUACACCAACUCAGCUUCGGUUUCGUAAACAGUUUUUAAAUACUUCACGAUCGAUCACGCACACGAUCGUUUGCAGCUUACUUGCUUUUUGAUGAUUUUACACAGUAAGAAAUACCUAUUAAGGUUUCUGAAAACAAAAACCGACAAAUUGUGAAACUUAUUGACACAUCUGUACCACGAAUGAAUGUUCUACCUAUUGUGUUUAUUUUAUAAUAUUUUUUUAUUACAGUUCUAUCAUAUUAAACAUGAAUUUCAUGCAAAAUGCAUAAGUUUAUUGAUGAUUGAAUUGAUUCCAGCAAAUAUGGAAAACCAAAAUCAACCAACGUAACGUCACUGAUCAUGUAGCUUAUAACACACAUUAUCGUUCAUUUCCUACGAGACACGCGUUUUUUUCCCUCCCGUGUAGGCAAACUUCAACAAGGUUUUAAAAAUUCCCAGCAUCCUUAUUUUAUCACUUUGUUCACAUAUACCAGCUUAAUGUUUUUUUUAAACAUUUGGGAGAGUCAUUAGCCAUAGUAAAGUGCUGCAUACAGUGAAGAAAAAGAAAAUCAUAAUAUGAGGAAAAUUGAAGGAAAAACAAAAAAAACCUCUGCUGCAUUUUCGGAAGAAAAAAAAAAUAUAAGAAAGGGCGAGGUAAAAAGUGAGGGACACUUUAGCUUUGAUCAUCCAAAAGUAAGAUUAUAUAGUUUCGCUUUGUUAAUAAUAUCAGCACUAGAUUCAAUGUCAAAUUUGGUGGCAUUAUUAGCGCUGCCAUCAGCAAAGUGUUUAUUUAAAAAUGAAAUAAAUAAAGAAUCUAUGCUUUGUCGGAGAGAAUUAAUACGCGUUGAGACGGAUGAGGAAAAAUGAUGUUAGAAACACAUUUUUAUGUGAUUGUAAUAAGUCAUAUGAGAGUCUCCUAACCUGUGGUGAGGAGUUCGUGCACGCGUGUGUGUGUGUGUGUGUUUGUUUGUUUGUCAUGCUCCUGCCGGAGUGAAACAAGUGGAUGUUUUAUGUUGAUCAACAAAUAAGGCAAUGUAAGGGAACGUUUACGCCACGCGAUUUAUAGCAUGGCUUUUUGUUCUGAAGCAGGGUAGAAAUAAAUGAAGGAAUGUAGCUUUAUGCUUUUGGAUCAUGGUACCCCGUAUCGUAAAUCUACACAUCCCCGCCGGAUAAGGAGAAGGAAUCAUUUAUAAAACCUAACGAAUUGUAAUUAUCGUGAAACAGAAAAUAAGAAAUUAUAUAUAGAGUAAAAUUAGUGUAACAAAAGAAGUAAACAAAAAAAAUGUCAGUCGCAGUAGUAAGUGUAGCUGUAAGCCACAUUUUCCAUCCCUUCCACUCCACCACCCUCAUUGCCCCCUUAUACCUUUUAUACAUAGCCGUAUCCUGCAUCGAUGCUUGCAAGCGUCACACCGUCCCAUUAGCUUACAACCAACUCGUUUUACUAACCCCGUUUACUAUUCCUUAUGAUUUUCCUAUUCAUCCGGUCCUACACCUAGAACCAUAUGCAUAGCUUUUAGUAUGUUUUUAGGGAGAAUUUAAACUUAAAAUCACUGUUCUCCUGCAUGUUGCUUGCAAACGAGCAUUAGCACGAAAACAGGAGAACGUCUUUACGUCUCUAGCAAACGAUAAGGUUUAGCACAGAUUGGGUAAAGCCCGCAAGAAAAACAAAUCAUAGUUUGGAUUAUUAUUGUCGAAUCGCGCCAUUGCUAUGGCAUCGAAAAUAAAACAUCAUUUGUGAACAUAAACUCAUUUAUACACUUAACAUAGUGACAGAUAAACUGCUACCCGUGUUGCGCAUAUCUGAUGAAACGUAUAAUCUAAAACAGAACGUUUUAUGUUCGGCAAAGCGCAGCAAAUGAGCUGCUUUGUCGCGCAAAUGUUUUCGUUUGUUCAUUGAAAUCGUUUAGACCAACUGCGUAGUUAGCAGGAUUAUUUCUCUGAAAAUAAUUCAGAAUCGGAACGUAGUGCGAAACAAAACAAAAUUAUGCAAAAAGAAGAAGAAAAAAAUAAUACAACAAAAAUACAUUCAAUUGUAUGUUGCACGAGACAAACGCUAUCAGUCGGCAGAAAGUUCGCGCAGGAGACGUUAAUGUAUAGAGAAUAAAAAAUAAGGCCAUUCGUUUGAGACGUUAAUUCAUACUUAGAUGUAUUCUGUAAGAAUGUCAAAAAAUUGUCAGCAUAGAGAAAAAAAAGAAAAAUACAAAUUUGAACUAAAUCAA